Molecule: messenger RNA, 776 nt
Organism: Colletotrichum acutatum
Lineage: Eukaryota; Fungi; Ascomycota; Sordariomycetes; Glomerellales; Glomerellaceae
Exons: 2
Coding region: 163-768 (201 amino acids)
Source: RefSeq, a predicted model, not a curated record
AGGUAUUCCGAGGAGCUCGUGAUAGUCGCGAAGCUGAGGGAUGAAAGGAAAAGAAUUUCAAAAGGUUCUUCGGUCUGACUAUAAAAGACAACAUCCGACCUCGACUCCUCAGUCUACUGCAUCAAAAUCUUGAAUCUCAAGCAUCUAGCUGAAUCCCUUGCAAUGCAUCUGUCUCUUUCCAUCAUUGCAGCCCUCGCUGCUGCUUCAGCAGCCUUCAGAAUCCCAGAGGGCGCAACCGACGGCACCUAUUUAGCCUACUACGACGAGUCAGGCAAUGAGGUCCACGUUAAAGACCCCAAUCCCAUCACCGUGGCCGGCCUCGCCUCGGCUGACACUCAGGUGCGAGCCGUGAAGAGGCCUGGCCAUUCUCGGGUCCGCCGCUCCCCGGCCCCCAGCGAGCUCUUCGAGCGCGCAGCCACGGUGUGGUGCGGUUGCGGCAACUUCUUGAACAACAUCGACUGCGACCGCGUCGUCCAACAGAUCAAGAACGACAUCAAUGCCGCGGGCGGUCAGUCCGACGUUGGACCCGGCCUUGCGUGGUACAAGAUCAGCGGCAACGUUGUCGCGUUCCUUUGCGGCCGUGGGCCUGGUAGCGGUCGCAUCUCCGAGGGUAGCUUCGCUGCGGGUCUUUCGACUAUUACGAGCGCUUGUGGUCACUAUGUCGCGGGAACCAUCGAGAAUGGCAACCUUGACAUCGGCUACAUGAACAAUGAUCCCAACGUUUGGUUCUGCGAGAGAGCCCGCUGGUCUACCAGGCAUGAGUGUUAGUUACGGGG